CAUUUUUCAUCAAUGCUGCCUCAUCCUCUGGAAUGAAAAUAGGAGAUCUGCAACACGCCGUUUCUGGGAAAUAAACUAUUAACGUUAGCUACCUACAUUAACUAACUAGCUAGUUAAAAUGACAAACGUGUCCGUUUCGCAUGUAGCUACAAAGCUAAAGUACAAAUUGAUUUCUGUGUAAGUAACAACUAGUAAAAUGGCUCGCCUUGAGGAUAUUCGAUUGACUCUGAUCAUUGCCCUCUAUUUUAAACGACAUUUAGAUUAAUAGGUUUAGCUAAAUAUAUUUGUUAGUAAGGUCCAUCCUUAUUUGCGAAUCGCUAGCUAGCUAUUACAAACAUCUUCAAACCCGUUUGUAAAUCUAGCUACUUCCUGCUUUCAGUGAGGAAUUAUGGGACUUGGUCAUACCACGGCAGCCAUGGAAACUGACAGCUGACUGAAUACAUUUUUCCUAUGGCAAGAUUUUGUUUAGAAGCUAACUAACUAGCUAGUCGACGAGAUAAGGUAAACUAUCUACAUGCACUUAAACUCAUGUUAUUGUUAGCUAGCUGCCACCUCCAUACAAUAACGAUGAUACAGGUUUUCUAGCUGUAUAAUCGCAUGGUAGGCAAUUUAGCUAGCUGGCAAACUAUAGUAACUAAUAUAGCCAGUAACGUAAACUGGUUUACGCUAGCUAACGUUAUUGCUAACUUAGCAAGUCAAGAGGGGGGCUAGAUAACGAACAGUAGUUAGCUUGCCAGUUGUAAGCUCAACCAUGUUCCACGGGGAACGGGCUCUUCUUUCAACGGGUGGAGCCGGUCUACUCCCCGUGAACCGCACGAGGUCAUACGGCAGUCUUGUACAAUCCAACCUUUCUCCGGUACGACAAAGACGAAUUGAACACAAAGUUCAGCCAGGAGAGACGUUGCAAGGACUCGCGUUGAAAUAUGGAGUAUCUAUGGAACAAAUCAAAAGAGCAAAUAGACUGUACACGAAUGACUCAAUAUUCCUAAAGAAGUAUCUUUCUAUCCCUGUGCUGUCAGACUACAACAGUGAUGCUAAUAUUGUGGUAGAUGUGACUGAGGAGGACUCAGGCCAAGUACAGGACAGUACAAGUAAAAAAGGCUCUACUCAAAAUGGGAAGCCAGUGAACAAUUCUGAAAAGACACAAGAAGAAGAACAUACAUCAGAACUUUCUCCAAUGAAUUUCUUGAAAAGGAUGGAUCGUAUGAUCAGCCAGUCCAAGCAGGCAGCUGUGAAAAGAUGCCAAGAAGGAGAGAAACGUUUGACGUCUUUGGAAGGAGCUUAUACCAGCAAGACAACAGACCGUCGAUUUACAAGGUCAAACAGUGCCACGGUCGUCACCUCUCCCAGAAUGCAUCAGCAACCCAUACUUGGUGCAGUGCCCCUCACCAUCACCAAAUGCACCAAGAAACUGAGAGAAAGAGAGGAUGAGAUCUUUGAGUUGUGAUUUCAUUGCUUCUGUCAGGCAGAUCAUAGGACACAUGGUACUAAUGCAAAAAUCAAAGGGAUUGACGUCCAAGCUAAUCUGGCAUUACAGAUUUAGGAGAGUUCUUAUUUUCACUGAUGAGUAACUUUCUGCUCUAAGGACUUGGUAGUUGAAAGUUGGUCGUUAGCACUGUUGAUAUAAUUGUUUUGCUGACAGGGUGAGUUUCAUUUUGACAUAUAAGAAUACUUCUUAUUAGGCAAGUAAUUAACUACUACCAAGUUAUUUAAAGUUGUAGUCCAUUGAUUACGUUGCCAUGUCCAGAACAGCACUGGCUGGUUGUCCGUUUAUUAUACAAAAUGAGAGUCAGAAUGUGGUACUUUGAGUUGUGUUUGUAUGUUAGUGUGAUCAUAUAACUAUCCAAAUUAUGCUUGGCCACAGGCGCUAGAUCAUGUGAGUUAUGCUACCUUGUAGUGUCUUAUGCAAUGUCAAAAAUGUGAAAAAUAUGCAAGUCUUGGAGAACAAUAGAAGUUGACUCUAAAUGUUGUAUUUAUUAUUGAAGCCAAUGUGAGUUGGUAUAGCCUAGUCUUCAUUGGGUGUUUGUUACAAUUAUGCAAUGAUGUACAUAUUUAUUUUUAGAAGAAUACUGAGCAUUGCACUUUCAUUUUCUAAUCUUGGCACUAGGUUGUAGUCAGUGGUAAGGUUGCCUUGGUAUUUCAUUUAAUUUUGCCAACCAACUGUAUUGUUACAGUACUGAAUUGGCCAUACUCAAAGUGAGGAACUUGUUGUUUCUCCUUGCUAUUUCAAUGAAAGGCAGAACGAUAUUCCUCUGGUAUGGUUUCCUUUUUGUUUCACACUGUAAACUUUUCUGCUGUUUAAAUAAAUCCAGAAGUGUA
Salvelinus fontinalis (brook trout) is the source of this 2319-nucleotide messenger RNA. RefSeq names its product lysM and putative peptidoglycan-binding domain-containing protein 1-like. The transcript has 3 exons. The record is from RefSeq and is a predicted model, not a curated record. The coding region runs from base 752 to 1447 and encodes 231 amino acids. Lineage: Eukaryota; Metazoa; Chordata; Actinopteri; Salmoniformes; Salmonidae.